AUGGAUUUCGAUAUUGAUGCUGUUCUUGAUCAAUUAGAAAAGACACUCAAUCAAUCAGAUCAUGAAGAAAAAGAACCAAAUCAAAUUAUUCAAACAUCUUCUAUGCCUUCAACUUCUAAGAAAACAGCUGAUGAACUACUUUUACUCGAACUUGAUCCUCUUGGAAAUCCAGAAUAUCAUAAUAAUAAUAAUAAUCAAGAAAAUGAUGAUAAAAUUGAACGUAUUAAACAAGAUCUUCAAGAAUUGUAUGCAUCAUCAAUUGUGAUUGAUACACCAUCAAUGCCUACAUCUACUUUACCUGAUGUUAUUGUUCAACAAGAAGAGAAUUUAUCAACAUCAUUACCAUUUGCUGUUGAACAACUAGAAUUUGAAGUACGACAAGAAAUUUUACAACAUACUCUUGAUCAAUCAUCAUCACCAGAUUUAACAACUAUGCCAAAUAAUCAUCAUGAUGAUACAAAAGAAACAGGUUUAUUUUCAACAUCAUCAACGUCAACUGAAGAAGGAGAAGAAGAAGAAGAAGAAGAAGAAGAAGAAAAACCUUCAUCACCUUUACCAGUAACCGAAACAGCACAAACAUCAAAUAAUUUAAUAUAUCAAAGUGAACCUGAUCUUAUUCAACAUGAAACACCACCAGUAAAAACACCAGUGAUUUUACAUAGUGUUGAUAGUAUUGUCAAUGCACCCAUGGGAACUAAUCUUGAUGAUUUUAUCACUUCUGAUCCAUCAAUGAAUGAGACGGCAACACUUCAGCAAUCUUCUGAAAUUUUCUUCAUUGGCUGUAAUGAUAAUGAUGAAAAAUCUAUGCAAUCAUCAUCUGAAGAACCUAUAGGCGAUAAUGAAAUACUUUCUUCUCCUAUGACCAAAUUAACAACUGCUGUACCUACGCAAGAUUUUGAUCUUGUUAAAAAUAUUCUAUCUGAAAUUUUUGAUAAAAAUAAUGAAGAAAUACUUGAUGAAAAUCCAAUUGAAGAAAAAGAAUCUGAACUAGUUAAUAUUGAACAACAAGAAAUAUCUCCACCACCAGCAUCAUUGACGACAAGUAAUGAUGAAGAUUUUCGUUUUCUUGAUGAAAUGCUUGCAAGUAUUGAUGGACCCGAUGUCGAUAUUCAUCAAUUAACUCCAGCUGAAAUUGAUCGAGUUGAUAAUAUACUUAAAGAAAUUGUUAAUGCACAUCAAACAGAAACAGUGUCAUCAUCAUUAUCAUCAUCACUAAUUAAUGACAUUGAACCUUGUCCACCUCCAUCUCCUCCUCCUCCUCCUCCUCCUCCUUCAGAACAACCACCAUCACCACCAACAGAAUCUGAUCUUUCAUAUGCACCACAAUCAGUAGCAGCUGCAGCUGAAGCUGCAGCUUCAACAGUAGUACCUGUCGAUGAAGAAUUGAUACGUGUGGAACAAGAAUGGUCUAAAUUAACUGAAGAAGAAAAAACACUAGGUUCAGUUGCACCGGAAUGGGUUAGCGAUGAUCAAGCACCUGUAUGUAUGAAAUGUUCAGCUAAAUUUUCAAUAACGCGUCGUCGUCAUCAUUGUCGUGCAUGUGGAAAAGUUUUUUGUUCAGCAUGUUGUUGGCAAAAAGUUAAAUUAAUUCAUGAUGAUAGUAAAGAAGAUCGAGCAUGUAAUGAUUGUAUUAAAACUAUUAAUAAUGUUGAAUAUUUAUGGAAUUAUAUGCGUAAUAAUCAAAAACCUCGUUCAUCUGUACUACGCAAAAAAUCAGGUAAGAGUUUAAAACAAACAUUAUCAUCAAUGUACAUUUGA
This is a messenger RNA of Rotaria sp. Silwood1, 1758 nucleotides long. The record is from the annotation of a GenBank genome assembly. Lineage: Eukaryota; Metazoa; Rotifera; Eurotatoria; Philodinida; Philodinidae.